CUACGAUUCGAUAUCGUAGGAUGUCGAAUGAAAUGUGAAACGAAUCAAGAACGAUCAUUCUGUGGAGGAAUAAUAAAAAACCGUCAAGGUUAUGGUUAUGGAGUGUGCUUUGCUCUAGUACAUAAUUUUUGUGCCGGUGCAUGUGCUUUUGGGUUGUGAAUCGUUCGACAAUCGACAUGUAUAAUCUCCAGCCACAUAUGUGUAUGACACAGUACUGAUAAUUCCUACAAACAGAUCACAUUACUUGUUCAAAUAAAUUAAAUUUGUUCCAAAGUUUUCUAAAUUCUUAGUUUAAGUACAUUUUAAGAAUACGUACAAAUACCUUACAAACAAAAUGACCACCCCUCUUGCUGAGGACGUGCCGUUAGAACUGCAGGAGAAAUUGGCGUCCAUUCUGAGCGACCACGGAAUAAAGGAUGAGAUCGACACAAUUACGAUGGUUCACCCCCCAGAACUGAGGGGGGAGCACUCUGCCACUGCAACUGUCUAUGUCACCAUCAAUUUUAAGGAUGUCACUAAAAAAGCGAAGAAUCUUUUCGUCAAAAAGUUCACGAAUAGUGAACUCUAUACGAAGGCGUCACGAGAUAUGAAAAUCAUGGACAAAGAGUCGGAAUUUUUCAACAAAUUUUUACCAGCUUGUAGAGAAUUUUGUGCUAAAUUUGAAGGGUGUAAAGAUUUACUACACUUUUUCCCAGCGUGUCUUUACGGGGACGAAAACAUGGUUGUUCUGGAGAAUCACGUUUUGAACGAUGAAUUUGUCAUGCUUCCGAAGGAAGAGUUACAAGAUCUGGAAACUGCUAAACACGUUCUCGGAAACCUUGCUCAAUUUCAUGCCGUGACUCAUUGCAUGGUUGACGAAUAUGGGGGAAGGGCAACUUUCCCUUCAGAAUGGGAGCUUAUCUGCCAUGAGGCCCUUAUCUCGGAGACGAAUGUUGCAGUCCAUGGAAUGUUUGAUAAUGCGAUAAAUACCUGCUUAACAAUAUUAAAGGGCGUAUCAUUACCUGAUGCGGAAGAAACUACGACCAAAUUAGCAGCCAUGAUUGGACAAACGUUCACAGGCGUUCUGAAAUGUUUGGCCGUGAGUCCUGAGGACAAGGUCGUUUUGGUGAAUCAUGGCGACUGCUGGAAUAACAACAUGCUGUUCAAAGUUGAUACAGAUUCAGAUGGAAAGAAGCUCAUCAAGGAGCACAUGUUUGUAGAUCUGCAGCUUACACGGUUCACAUCUCCAAGUGUAGACCUUACCUACUUUUUGCAUACCAGCGUCAAACCAGAAGUCAGACGGAAACACUUGAAAGAUUUGUUGGCACAUUAUCACAAAAUUUUUUCAGACACGUUGAUCCAUUUGAACAAAAAAUGCCCGACCACCUUCGAGGAACUGUUCAGCGACUAUAAGAACCGAGCAUACUAUGGAUAUUUGACCAAUUUAAACUUUUUAGCGUUUCUUGUAGCUUAUAACGAAUUAGAUUUUGAAAGUAUGACUGGAACAACGUCGGAAGAGAUGGUGGAAGGAUUCAACCGAAUUAUGAACGCCUGGAUUGUAAAGAACCCAGUAAAAUCGACAAAAAUGGCUCAAGGGAUGAUCGACCUGGUGAAGGAGUAUGAAAAUUUGAUGUCAGCGUCAUAAACAAAUAAUUGUAGGUUCCACUGGUUAUGUAUUCACGUUUUCAGAAAAUUAAUUAAUUAUACAUUUACUAUUGUAAUUUUUGUCACCUCAAUUCAUGAUAAAUGAUUGAUAAAUUUAAAAUAAAUGAUAAACUUAAUAGUUGGAAUCUAACUUAUUUAAUUAGUUGCAAUCAGUUUAUCAGGUGGACUAGUAGAACUCUCGGCCGCCGCUA
This is a messenger RNA of Folsomia candida, 1835 nucleotides long. RefSeq lists its product as uncharacterized. NCBI's taxonomy places the organism in Eukaryota, Metazoa, Arthropoda, Collembola, Entomobryomorpha, Isotomidae. The record is from RefSeq and is a predicted model, not a curated record. The coding region runs from base 335 to 1624 and encodes 429 amino acids. The transcript has 6 exons.